Molecule: messenger RNA, 1723 nt
Organism: Microtus ochrogaster (prairie vole)
Lineage: Eukaryota; Metazoa; Chordata; Mammalia; Rodentia; Cricetidae
Product: zinc finger imprinted 2-like
Exons: 4
Coding region: 1241-1723 (160 amino acids)
Biological process (GO): regulation of DNA-templated transcription
Source: RefSeq, a predicted model, not a curated record
CUUUCCUAAGGCCAAUGACCUGCCUGCCUAGUAGGUUCUUAGUCUGAUAAUGGUGUCAGUAAUGCAUUUGAUCCUGUGAAGGACUUAGAUACAGUCAGGAAGUGGUACUUACUCCCACAGUAUUUGUGCUACUAUUGCACUAGUGGGCUGGUCUUGCCAUGCCAAUCUUUACUGUAGCUUGAAGUGUCUGUAGUUGGACAUGACUGAUGAUUACUUGUCUGCUCUAGUAGCUUGCAUAGACCCUUUCCACCACCAUGAAAACAAGUCAGUAGGGAUAAAGAUUCUGUUUCUUUACCACUUUGAUUUUGCCAUGACCUUGACUCAAACAUAUAGUGUCUUCAGCAAUAGGAUCUUAUCAUCAAGUUCUUGAUAGCCAAAAGCAGUAGCAAUACAAUGUAAUGUUUGAAGGGUCUUUGGUACCUAAUUAGCAAGAACUCCAAAAGAAGCAACUUAUACAUGACAUAGAUUUAUUUGUUACCCUCUGGUUUCCAGUAGAGGUAUUAUUGCUCGGUUUCAGAGUCACUCCAUUUUAAUUCUCUUUCUCCUCUCUCUACAUAUCUUUUCCUAUUGAUCAUGUUUGUAUCUUUCUAUGUGAGUGUGUGUUAGUGAUGGUAAAGCAAAUUUCCGUGUCUUUUUCUGUUUCAUUCAUCUUUUCCCCUUCUCCUUCCUGUCCCCGACCUCCACUCCCCCAUCCCAGUUUAACCCUCCUUGGUCCAUCCUUCACCAUAUAUCUAUCUGUACAUUCUAUCUCCCCUCUUUUCAUAGCCAUCCCCAUGGCAUUUUAGUAAUUUCAUGAACCAUGUUGGUAUUACAAUUGAAACACAUAUAUGAAAAUUUAACACUAACUUCACAGUGACAGAGAAUAUGUGAUGUUUAUCUUCAUUAUUCUGGGUUGCCUUUCUCAAAAUACCUUUUUCCAGCUCCUUCUGUUUAGUUGUGAAUUUCAUAGUUUCUUUUUCUCUAUAUCUCUGAGUAGCAUUACCCAGUAUGACUUUAACGAUUUUUAUUCAACAGUUGGUGCAAAUCUAGGUUGUUUGCAUUUCCUAUCUAUUGUAUAUAUAAUCAUAAUAAACAUGGAUAAGCAAAAGUCUCUAGAACAGGAUAUGGACUCCCUUUUGUGUAUGCAUACAUUUAUAUGUAUGUACAUAUAUAUGUGUGUGUGUAUACACAUAGCACACACAUAAAUUAUAUGUACAUAUAUAUGUAAUUUUUAUAUAUAUGAGUGCUACUGCUGGUUCAUAUGGAAAGUACUUCUAGAGUUAGCUCCAUGCUGAUUUUUAAAAUGGUUGUACCAGUUCGCAUAUCCUCAAGUACUAAAACAGAGUUCAGUUCCAUUUUCUGCAAAUCAGUGCCAACACUUGUCAUUUUUUUGUUUGUUUAUCUUAGACUUUUUCACUGGGAUGAGAUGAAAUCAGAGAGAAGAUAUAAUGACAAACUUUCACUGUGUAGCCGUGGCUGUCCCGAAAACCAGACUGACUGGCCUCACCUCAGAGAUCCCAAUGAUUCUGGAUCAUACAUGCUGGGAUUAAAGGGUGCAGUGACCUAUGAUGAUGUGCAUGUUAACUUCACUGGGGAAGAAUGGGCUUUGCUGGAUCCUUUACAGAAGAAUCUCUACAAAGAUGUGAUGCUGGAAACAUACAGGAACCUCACUGCUAUAGGCUACAGUUGGGAAGACGAUAUUAUUGAAGAACAUUGUCAAAGUUCUAGAAGACAUAAAAGGUAA